GGACUAAAUUGCGAUUGACAAAUGUGGCGGUUUCGCGGGCAAAGCGAAUGUCUUCGGAAUCGUAGAGUAUUUUUCGCGUUGGCUGCGUUUUUUUAACAGCUUUUAAGCUUAUAUGGUGUUAAAAAAAGUUUUCGUGAAUAAUCAUCAAUCCCUGUUGGAUGUCUUAAAGAAAAGAGAGAGUGAUUCGUUGCCAGGCAAUCUUUGAUCGCGUCCUUGAACUUGAAAGCUUGAAGAAGUAUCCAUUGGUGCAAUUUUUUUCCAAAUGAAGAAGGCUUCGUCAAAUUUAAGUGCUUCCACCCCAAGUGAGAUGAGAAGUGAAACGAAAGCAAGGUUAGCCUAUUAUAUAAGUCUCCUUAUAGCGAAUAACCUGUAAUUAGCAAGAAUCAUCUUCUAUAGACUCCUUAAACAAAUGAAUUUGUAAGGCCGCAGCCUGGAGGCUGCUGUCACUUGCAGACGUCUACUAAGUUUUUUUGUAAAAUUUACUGCUAUGUAGUCCAUAAUAUUUGUGUAAGAUUCAAAAAUAUGCCAUGUCACAGAUUCUUCAGAUGGCGACUAAUAACUGUUUUAAAAACAUUGUUUAAAACAGUUGCUAGUCAAAAUCUGAAGAAUUUUAAAAAAUGUCUGUGCACACUGCCCCUUCGAAUUCACUGUUUUUCCAAAAAUUUAAUAAUCCCCAAUUACUGCUCAUUUAAAUGACAAGACUCUUAAACAAACACUGUCAGAGCUGACAUGCUAUCACAUACUUUAAAGCAACAUCCAAAGAAUUAUACACAUGUCAAGCAAAAAUAAUAAAAAAUAUUAUGAAAAUGCCAUUAGAAGUACUUGUCCACACGCCCCCACCCCUUCCCUCAACAUUCCUAUGGGCUCUUGCAUACCUUCUUUUGAUUCCAGGUUAAAAUUAUCCAUUGUUAACUUGCAGAAAGGCUUUUUAUCGAGUUCCUUCUCAGUUAGCAGUCAAUAAAUCCUCUACAGUUAUUAUUGUAACAAAAGUCAUGCACUCUCAACAAUCUCUAAAGAGGAAAUAGAGGGUCUGAUAAAAGACUGAUUAUGAAACAAUUAAUGCAUUAAUCAUAACUAUAACAAAAUUCUCAAAUCUGAUUGGCUAUCAACUGCCCUGAUUUCAGCCUUAAUUGGACUGUUUGAUAGGACAGUACGCGUCAUGCCUAAGUAAUUGGACAGUACGUGCCAUCACGCGUGCGCUUAAAUGGCUUUUUUUUCACUGCUAGCAAAACAAAAUUUCGAAUUUCUUGUGUUUUGAUUUUAAAAAUAGCCUAUUAUAUCACAAAUUUUGUUAAAGUUAUGAUUAAUUGGUAACAGAACUUCGUGUCGUCCAAUUUGGUCUGUAAUCAGACUCGUGAUUAAACAAAUCGGACUCCUGCUAUGCGGUCGUCCGAUUUUGUUAAUCUCUCGUAUGAUUACAGACCGAAUUGGACUCCACUCAGUCCUGUUACCAUUACUAAUAGGCCAUUUUACAGUUAUGGAUGGAAGCGAGGCUGGAGUUGACCUUGUUUUGCUACAAACCUUCCUGCUUUAUUAUGUAAAUCAAGUUAUUCUUAUGCUAACUAGUAUUUUUCAAUGACAAUUUCCAUAACAAAGCAAAGGAGGUUUGUAUCAAAACAAGGUCACCGUCAGCCUCACAUUCACUCGAGGGCUAGGGAGCUAAGUCCACAACUGUAAAAUAGUCUAUUCUUGGUUUGCAACCACACAACAAGAGAGCCAUGUUGUUUGACAAAACAGCUCGAAUUGUUUUCACAGAAUUUGCAGGAAAAAAGAGUUCAGUUCUAAGUGGGGGAAUCGUUGUCGAUCUUUUCAGCUACGUUGUAAUGUGGCCCCCAUGUCAUCAGUUGAAUCACUUUUUUUGCAUGUACUUUCUUUUGUAGAGACCAUGAACUGAAAGUCAUAACAGAGAGAAUUACUCUUGCAGAGAGGCAUUUCAACACAUUGUUAAAAGAUUUUGCAGCCUUAAGCACAGGACUGGUAUCUCUGCAAGAAAAAGGCAUGAAAUUAUCCAAAAGUGUUGACCUGUAUUCUGAUGAGGAAUAUCCAUCAAUGAAAGCAAGUUUGGCUGGUGUCAGCGAAAACAUAGCUUCAUUGCAGGAUUUCCUGGGCGCGCAGGUAAAAGUACUAGAAUACAUUGUAAAUAUACAGUCAAACCCACUCUUUAUGGACACCCACUUAAUACAAACACGGCCAUAAGGAUGAAUUAAUUAGAGAAAAUGUAUUAAGGGCUUUCUUUCCCCAGGGACAAAGCCAACUGUCCAUAGUUAUGUAAUAGGUUCCUUCACACCACCCAGUAACAAGUUAGUCAGUUAGUUAUAUUAGCUUAUGUAAAUUUUUUGUUUGUUGUUUUUGGUUUCCCCCUCGCUUCACGCUUGGUUUUUAUUUUGCAUAUUUAUAUAAUUAUGCUCACCUCACACUUGGGAAAAGAAGUGUCACAUUCUGAUUUGUUGUUUGUUUGUAAACUUAAGACUAACCCACGAACCAUGCUAGGGUAUAACUAUAGUUAGUCUGUAUUGUUUUGGAUCACCGAGGUGUAAAUUUUCUAAAAAAUAGUUAGAGUGAACAAAGACAGUGGUCACAUUACUGAAAUAGCUAACUGUAGUUAUUCCCGUCUUAACUAUAGUUAGUUGCCCAGAUGUGACCGCAGCCAGUGUCCUCAUUAAUAGGGGUUUGACAGUUAUGAAAAUGAUAAUAUUACUUUUUGUAUAAAACUGCUUUAUUCCAAAGACAUCAGUAAUAGAUAAAACUAGAAAUUAUUUUUCUCACAUUAAUAAUAUUGCACAUGAUAUAGCACAGCCGACGCUAAACUCAUGACUACCCAGGCUGGGCUGUGACUCAAAAACAGUUAUAAAACUUAUAAGGAAAUAUGACAAAGAUAGUGUGGGAAGGGACCUUUUUGUGAGGGGAUGGCUCUGUCUUGUGGUUCAAAUAAGAUCACCCUUUUAUAAGAACAUACAGUAGCAAUAUACCACUUUUGACCAAAAUGAUUCCCCUUAUAAUAACAGCUUGUAAAAACUUAAUAGUUACUUUAUUCUCUUUCUUGAGUUAAUUAACCUUGUGAAGUACAUGUACUCGGAUCGAUUCUAGGCAUCUUUUGAAAAGUUACAUAUAUAUGUACUUUGUCCAGCUCUUUUAAAAUUAAAGAGUUAUUUUCUUGUUAUUUUCUAUUCCCACCUCUCAUUAAAUCCCUACAAUUUUAGAUCCUGCUAGCCCUUUUAAGAAUAAGGUACAGGUACCCCUGUCAUGAGGAGCAUCCCUCAAUAUUCCCAUAUUGGGAAUAUUCCCUAGUUCCUCCCUCCACUGGUAAGAUGUUCUAUUAUAGGAGUAUGCCCUCCUCCCUCCAGGUAAGAUGUAAACAUUUCUUUUGAUUAGGAUGAAAAGCUGCUCUCAGCUGAUUGACCAUUAAAUAAAAACCAAGUCCUUCUUAACUCAAGUGUUAGGAUCUAAACAUGUCAUAUAAUAGAAAAUAAUAAUAUUUUAUUUUAUUAUAUAGACACAAGUCUUUUACUGGAAAAUAUACCACUUGUAAAAUUCAUAAAAACUAUAUCCGGGACGCGAGUGGUUUAUUUUCCAUAAUCUCACUCGUGAGUUUAUCAAUGACGUAAUUUUGGUAAUUUCCCUCAGCUCUAUUAUUUUGUCGAUGUCUUUUUGUCUAUAUAAUAAAAAGAACAUUACAUGGCGGCUUGAAGAUAUGGAUUUUAUUUUCUCGUGGCAAAAACAAUAUUUUAUUCACUCGCUGUGCUCGUUCGUAAAAUAUUGUUUUGCCACUCGAAAAUAAAAUUCAUAUCUUCGUGCCACCAUGUAAUAUCCUCUAUUUAUUUUCAGGCAGAGUUUGUGCAUGCAAAAGUUUCACCUCCUCUUUCUCUGAAUGCUACAAAUUGUAAACAUGCCAGAGAAUAUGUUAAAGAACUUAAUGCUACAAGAGAAAAGGAAAUACUGAAACGUAAAGCACUGGAUAAAGUAAAAACAAAAGAACCAAGAAACAAAGGAAAAAUCGUAUCCUUACAUAAGGCAAUGGUUACAUAUAUGGUUUAUUAAUCUGAAGCAAAGAAACUAAUGUUACCCAACUGAGUGUAUGUUUUUUUUUUUUCGUAUAGAACAAGCAGAAUAAAUUUAAAAUUCAAUGUUUAGCUUCAGUCAUUACAGAUCGUAUUGCAAAUUUUUGCCUGUUUAGGAGGCAGGUAUCAUUAGGGACAAGAUAGAGCUCAAGCCACUUCCAGAUUUGGGUCUCAUAUCUAGGUUGAAAUUUAAUCCUACCCCAUCCCCACAUCCCACAUCCCUUCUUCAUCAGGGCAUCCAUUCCACAAUCAAUUCAUUCAAAUUGUAGUUAUUUAAAUCUUUAGCUGCAUUGUUUCAUCCUUAACUGUUUUCAGUCCCAGGUGGGUUAAAAAAAAUUAAGUGCAUGAUCAACUUUUGCUGUGUCUCACUUUUCAAUGAUGUACGGAGAAGAUGAAACAUGGCCUUGGUUGAGGAUAUGGAGGCACCAGUAAAUAUUUGCAUAUUUAUAUUGGAAGGGUUUUCAUGAGAUUUAACAGGCACACAAAAAAUAUUAUUAGUCAGAAGAAUUUGCUUCUGUAGAAACCAUGUGGUAAAUACCACAUCCAAAAAAAGGACCUCAAAAUAAAUUAUUAUAUUAAUUAUAAAUCUUUUACCUAAAGACCUCAUUAUGGGUUAAAUUUUUAAAAGAAAAUACCAUUUACCCAGAACCCAUGCGUUAGAAUUUAACCCUGGGAUAAUGUUGGCAACAACAAGUUUCUCAAAAGCCAACAAGCUCUGUUUUCCAAAAGUUUGACUAUUAUUUUUAUCAGGGGCACCCAACGGCAAUUUUCGGGAAAAUAUCUGUUCGGAAGACGAUUUGAGAUCUAGAAUUUUCGGAGCAUUUGUUGUAAAAUUUCUUGCUUGCCUGCCUCUCGUAGGAUUUUCGAACAUCUACAAAAUGGUAUAAUUACCCAUUUUUAACGGAUUUUGACCCUAAAAAAGGCCACCUAGAAUUUUCGAAAGCCUUUUCCUGGCUGACAUUUUCGAGAAGGUAAGUUUUUAUCCCUAUUUAAUUUUCGGAUCACUAGACUUUCAGCUAGGAAAUCCGAACAGAUGAAAAGUUUUUAGGAGAUAAAAAUAUGCCUAUAUCUACUGUUUGAAUACUAAAAUACAUUCAACAAUGCUAUGUUAAGUGAGUUUUGAAUUAUAUCCUCGUUGGGUGCCCCUGUUUUUGUGACUGCUUUAGGACUAGUUAAUCUAAAUUAGGCUAUGAUUUAAUAGUUUUUCUUACAUUUUGGUGCUUGUGAAAAUAGUAGAAUAAUACUAUUAAUGUUUAACCCUUUUAAGCUUGAGCAGGACCUUCAGAAACUAACAGUUGAUGCAAACCGAGCAAGGCAGACUCUUGAGGAACAGAUGAUAGAAUUUGAAAGAAAAAAGAUGGAAGACAUUAAGGUAAAUUUUCAUACAAGAGAAAAUAAUUUGUAAUCCUUGCAUGAAAGAGAGUCCGUUUGAAGGAGGCAGACUGUAAAAUUUUGUUACUUGUUGCACCUGCACAUAUCCUGCAACACAAGGUCACUUUCCAAAAGUCAGAACUAUUUAUUUUGAAACAAACCGCCCACCAGUACCCCUCCCCUAAGCCAACAUCAACACUUACUUCUCACUUAGGGCAAAAUGUUGGCUUAGGGGAGGGGUAGGUGGGGAGUUUCCCAGAAACAUUUUAUGAUUCCAAAAACCUAUCAGCCCCUUGCAUUUAGGAAUUGACUGAUUUGACUGGACAGUUUUGAUUAAAAGUGAGAUUCUUGUUAUGAUGGGAAUGGCCUGGUUGACCGGUCCUGACAAAUGGAACUGAGCUUGUUGGUGAUGCUUUGAGCUAAUCCAGCUCAACUUGACAUCAUUCAAGCUUGUUCGCAAGAAGAUGAGGCACUUGCAACAAAGAACAAUAUGUUAUCUUUAUUUGAAAACAAAAAGAAAAUUUAAAAUAACGGGUCACUUUUAUAUUAAAACUUUGAGUGUUACCCUAGGAUUUCAAGUAGCUGGAAAGCACAAAAAUUCUCAGAUAUUCUCAGUUUCCGGGAUUUGACCCAAAUACAGUACGGGAUUCCUGAAAACGCAAAAAUUUUUGACGGGAUACGGGAUUUGACUGCUACCCAGGAAGCGGGAUUCGCCAAAAUUUUGGCACGGGAUGCGGCUUUUGGAAAGAAAACGGUAUUCGGCAGGCGGUAUUCGGGAUACAGAUGACAGAAGUUCGGGAUGCGGGAUUGUCGUGAAAAAGAGCGGAAAUGCGGGAUCAGGACCAACACCACCCCCCCGCCCCCCGCCUCCGCCCCCUUCCAGACCCUAUUUCUUGCCCGUUGCUGUUAAGUGUUGUUGCUACGGAACGGUCUUUUUAUGCAAUAAAAAGCAGGAGAUUUCUCUUAGAUUAAGAAACUAAUGAUACCUUUUUCAUUGCUCUCACAGACGGUAUUCAGUAAUUUCUUUCAUGGUCAGAUGUAUUUUCAUGCAAAGGCACUAGAACUUUAUACAACUGCUAUUCAAAAUCUUGUUUCCAUGGACGAGGAGCAAGAUAUUGAGGUUAUAUAUUUGUUGUUGUUGUUGUUGUUGUGUUUUUUUUUUCUACCUUAAAUUUCACAUUUGUUAUUUGUUAUUUAUUAUUUACGUUAAAGAACAAGUAUGUGUGAAAGCGCGGGAAAGCCGUAGUGCAAGCCGCUGCAUAGCGCGGGAAAACUUGCAAGCAAAACUUGCAGGCUCUGUUUGCACAGCAGCGCAAGAAAACAUGCAAGCCGCUGCAUAGAGCGAGAAAAACUUGUGAGCUCUGUUAUGCACAGGAAAACUUGCAAGCUCCAGACUCCUACCCAGUUGCUUCUCUGUAUGGGUUGUGACUGCGCGCGUCAAAUUGCCUUUCCAUAUUUCUUUGCGAGUAUAAAUAUAUGUGGUGACUGGGUACGAGUCUGUUGUAAGCUCUGUUAUGCACAGGAAAGCAUGGAAGCCGCUGCAUAGCGCGGGAAAAACUUGUAAGCUCUGUUAUGCGCGGGAAAAUCAAGCGGUGUCGCGAAGCAUGGGAAAAGGCGUUGUAUUCAUCUUCACUGCUGUUUCUUUUUUUUUAUUUUAACGAGAAAAAUCAAACUUAAGAACGUUAGUCGACGUUUCGAUGUUGUUAAAAGAGUUCAAGUCUGAAUAAAUUAGAUUGUGUGUUCGCUGAUGCGCUGAAGCUGUAGUUGUGGGUUGGUUGUGAAAAUUUUUAUUGGAAAAUGUUUUAACUCUUGAUAGGCAUUUCAGAACGACCUUCAUUCCGCUCAUCACCCAACACGACUUGACGUAGUAAGGGAUGGUUCUCAGACCUCGCUCAAUCGAUUUAGCUCCCAAGGAUCCUUGGGAUCGCAGAUGUCACUGAACAAGACUGGGAGGAGCGAUAGAGGAGCCGACGGAGACGAUGAUGAUACUAGCGACUUCGAAUAAGGGAAAUUAUUGGUAGCAGGAGACGAUCAACACUGGUUUCUAUCUUUUAUGUAGGCUUGGGUUAUUAAGUAAGCCAAACAGAGCAGACUAGGAUUUCCAGCAAAUGCGGAUGAAAUGAGCAAAAUAUCGAACAAAUAGUACAAAACAAGCCUGUUUCGUAUCUUUAAAAUUCACUCUUAGCACCAAGGCUGAGGGGUAUAAAACAAAAGAAAGCACAUUGACAUUCAGCGAGAAUCAGUUCAUCGAGACUUUUGCUUUUCGCUCAGACUCGGAGCAAGAUGAAGACUAAAGGAGGGUCCGCUUGCAGAUAGACUCGGAGCCAAGUAUGAAUUUUGAGAAUUCGAAAAAGGCGUAUUGAUUGAACAACUUUAGGCUAAGCAGCAGCUGAAUGUGGCCCAGGAAGUCACCCAGGGUGCUUACCACUUGACCAAAAAAUCCGGUUGGGGUGUCCAGCAGCACAUAAUGGUAAGCUGUUUUUCAGUUAAUCGUACAAUUGCCACAUCCUUCUCGGUUUGAAUCCAAAAAAGACGCGAAUUUGUGAAGCAUGAGUUUGUUUCAGAAUCGUUGGCCAAAUGAUAUGUACCCUCCAUCUACAAGAUUAAGUGCUAUGUUGGAUUGUGCGAGCGUACGUUUGUGAUCGUGGUAAAAUCCACGGAAAAAAUUGAGGGUGCGCUAAGAGACUGUUUUGGGGACGCUAUAAAUCUCGUCUUUCAUGGACUAUUUCGAAGAUGCGCCGAAAACUGGGUCAAAUGUUUACUUGUGUGACUGCUUAAAAGCAUGCAGAGUCAAUUCUUACGUAUAGUAGUCUGCUACACAACCGUAUUUAGUGUCGUCACAUAUAGUAGU
This is a messenger RNA of Porites lobata, 8280 nucleotides long. The record is from the annotation of a GenBank genome assembly. Lineage: Eukaryota; Metazoa; Cnidaria; Anthozoa; Scleractinia; Poritidae.